AUGGACGAAACUGAAUACACCGAAGCAAAAGAUAGAUUUUUAGGUCAAAUACAAAAAACACCGGAGGAAAUCAAUGAAAUUGAGUAUUUUACUAGAAAUCAAGCAAACUCUGAUCUUUGGUACUUGGAGAGGAGAAAACGCUUGACUGCGUCAUUUUUUGGACUUGUCUGCAGACGUAAUAAGAAUACUACCAGCUGCAAGUCGUUGGUAGAGUCCAUAAUUUAUCCAAAACAAUUUUACUCAGCCGCUUGCGAUUACGGAAAAAAAAAUGAGAUAAUUGCAGUAGAGCAGUUAGAGCGUCAAAUUGGUAAAAAAAUUAAACCGUGUGGACUCUUUAUUAGCAAUGAACAUUAUUUUUUGGCGGCAAGUCCUGAUGGUUUAAUUGAAGAUCUGGGCAUAGUAGAAAUUAAGUGUCCUUAUUCCGCUAGAGAUUUAACACCAGACGAAGGUAUAAGACAAAGGAAAAUAACUUUUUGGCUUAGAAACGGUGACAUUAAUAAGAAGCACAAAUGGUAUUACCAAAUACAGGGGCAGUUGCAUGUUACUCAUCGUUCCUACUGUGUGUUUGCCGUUUGGACUCCACACGGCAUGAAGUCGGAAACUAUGUUCCAUGACACUACAUUUUGGUCUACUUCUAUGGAACCACUUCUGUGUAAAUUUUAUUUAAAUUGUUUAUUACCAGAGCUAGUAGACUCUAGAAGAGCCCGAAAUAUGCCCAUAAAAGAUCCUGAUUACAUAAUUAAAGCUAUUCAGGAGAAAUCUUAA
This is a messenger RNA of Ceutorhynchus assimilis (cabbage seed weevil), 765 nucleotides long. The record is from the annotation of a GenBank genome assembly. NCBI's taxonomy places the organism in Eukaryota, Metazoa, Arthropoda, Insecta, Coleoptera, Curculionidae.